Octopus sinensis (East Asian common octopus) is the source of this 920-nucleotide messenger RNA. RefSeq names its product heparan sulfate glucosamine 3-O-sulfotransferase 3B1-like. The coding region runs from base 1 to 801 and encodes 266 amino acids. The record is from RefSeq and is a predicted model, not a curated record. The transcript has 2 exons. Lineage: Eukaryota; Metazoa; Mollusca; Cephalopoda; Octopoda; Octopodidae. Gene Ontology annotation, molecular function: [heparan sulfate]-glucosamine 3-sulfotransferase activity.
AUGACUACGCUGAAAACAACUACGCACGAUGGCGAGAACGACGACGGUGAUGACCUCGAUGUGGCUGCUGACAUCGAUGACGACUUAGACGACGAUCCCGAAGGCAGCGGCUGCGGCGGCAGCAAUGGUAUUGGUGAUAGUCUGACAUUAUUUUUUUCUUUUUCUAUAUUUUGCAGAAGUUUAAUGCCAAGAUCUGAAGAAGGUCAACUCACCAUCGAGAAAACACCGAGUUAUUUUAUAACGAAAGAUGUUCCUAGAAGAGUGUACCAGUUCUCCAAACAUCUCAAGUUGAUUGUGGUAGUGAGGGACCCCGUUACUCGGGCUAUAUCUGACUACACACAGGUGGCCAGCAAGAAGAUGGAUUCGCGUAGCUUCGAGGAAAUGGUGUUUGUUGAUAACACCACCCGUAUUGUCGACACCCAGUGGAGUCCUGUCCGUAUAGGAGUCUAUGCUAAACACCUGAAACAUUGGCUUCAGUAUUUCCCACUGGAACAAAUGCAUUUCGUGAGUGGUGAACGUCUUAUUGAAAACCCUGCUGAUGAGAUGUUGAAAGUGCAACAGUUUUUGGGGCUCAGACCUGUUAUAAACCACAAACAUUUUUACCUGAAAUCCAGGAAAGGAUUUCCUUGUAUCCUUAAACCUAACAGACAAAAAGGUAGCCACCCUCACUGCUUAGGUGAAACUAAAGGGCGUAUUCACCCCAUGAUUGAUCCUUCGGUGAUACGGAGGCUUAGGGAUUUUUAUAAGCCCUUCAAUAUAAAAUUUUAUCGCAUGGUUAAUCAAGAUUUUGGAUGGGUAUGAAAUGUCUAAAUAUAUGAUUUAUAGAGUGAAAAAAAUAUAAGCGAAUUUUUUAAACACAAAUUUACAGCUUCUUCCAUACAAAUAAGAAAUAAAGUAAAUUUUUAACAAUGGCUUCUAAA